Messenger RNA from Daphnia pulicaria, 1453 nucleotides. It is a transcript of the gene mRpL37, whose product is annotated as 39S ribosomal protein L37, mitochondrial-like. The transcript is spliced from 6 exons. Gene Ontology annotation, biological process: translation. Gene Ontology annotation, cellular component: ribosome; mitochondrion. The coding region runs from base 100 to 1380 and encodes 426 amino acids. Lineage: Eukaryota; Metazoa; Arthropoda; Branchiopoda; Diplostraca; Daphniidae. The record is from RefSeq and is a predicted model, not a curated record. Gene Ontology annotation, molecular function: structural constituent of ribosome.
CAACUCAUGUCGUCUGCUCUGCAGUUCACAUUAGGUUUUCCCUGUAAUAAUAUUUAGAUUUGCAGCAAUUUUCGAUUUUUCAACGAAUAAAAUUCAAAAAUGAGGCUUACUGCCGUCGUGUACAGUACGCACAUAGGAAAUGCUUUCAGGCAAGUUUGGAAAGUCCAACAAAAAAGGAAAAUCCUUGAAUAUGGAGUGAAAGAAAAACUAGAAGCCAAAGGCCUGCAGGUCGUCGAUGCAGUCGAGUUUCUAAAUCUAAAGCGCCCGGUUCCAUCCAUCCUACCACAACUAAAAUCUCAACCUGAUGAGAAACUUAUUGAUGAUUUUUUAGUACCUAAAUCUCUGAAAAAAGAUCACACACAUCCAGAUUGGCACGAUGAACCUGGUCAUGUCUACCACGAUCACUGUUGGCUGUUCACAGGACUUCACGAAGCUCAGCAUAUUUCAAAAACUUUUGUUUCUAACAACUUGCCAGAUAGGAUAACAUCAUUCAAGUCAAAGCUCCCUGAGGAAGUUCAUAAACAAAUGCAGCAGGCCAUCUUAAACGCGCAUGUAUUAGAUGCGUUACAAGUGAAACUUCCAAAAGAUAUCGAUAUCAAGAGACCAGGAUGGAAUUACCCCCGUGUUUAUGGGCUACCGCGAUGGAGGCGAAAUGUGCAGCUCAUCAGCAAAAUGUUCCACACUGCUGACUCGACUUUGGCCGGCCAGAACAUUGACGUGACUAAACAACAGUUCACAUCCCAAAUUAUGAUCAGGGCACCAUUGACCCUGGAAGGAAGGCCGAGUGUGUUUGAAGCGAGGCAAAACACGCUGGUGUUUGGCAAGAAACCGUUGCAGCCGUACCUCGAUGGAGAAGUGAAAGCUGAACAGCUCUCGAAACCCCUGCCAGACAUCUAUCCACUAAACCGAACCAUCAGUCUACACGGAAAGAAUAUCUAUAGGAUGGAACACAAAUUCCCCGUCCGGCAAGGGGCUCCGUUCGAUCGACUCACAAUGGGGGUGUUUUACAUCAACAAACCUUUCAUUAAGACCAGCGGCACUCAACUCGAAGCCCGUCUCUUGCUCCAUGCCUUCACUGUGGCCGCAGCUCACGCCCAACAACUCUACGGAAAAGACGUCAAGGACUUGCCUGAGCCGGUGACCAUCAACUGUAUGCAAACGGACAGCCGCAACUUUUACUUUGCCUGUUUCCAGUUGCACUCGCUGGACUUGGACAGCAGUAAAGCGACUAGCAACUUGUUCUGGAUCGAAGAUGCCCAGCCCAUGUUUACCAAAUGCGACUACGUUGAUAACCAGCCCGUACUGGAGGGUUACAACCCUCAAGUGCUGGAGACUCUAAUGGCUUUGUACAAAAGUCAAAUGGUGGCGGCAGCGGUUUGAAGAGCAUCUUGAAUCUGCCAAACUUUGCUUCUGCCCUUCUAGUGAAAUACAAAAUGAAACUUUGAGACAUAAA